This is a messenger RNA of Cladophialophora psammophila CBS 110553, 774 nucleotides long. RefSeq lists its product as uncharacterized. The transcript is spliced from 3 exons. Gene Ontology annotation, molecular function: acetylpyruvate hydrolase activity. Bases 1 to 774 code for a protein of 257 amino acids. Lineage: Eukaryota; Fungi; Ascomycota; Eurotiomycetes; Chaetothyriales; Herpotrichiellaceae. The record is from RefSeq and is a predicted model, not a curated record.
AUGGUGGAUUCUAAUUUCAAGCGCCUCAUUAGAUUCGAAGACUCUUCUGGUGCUAUUCAUUAUGGAGAAGUCCCUGAGAGCCAUCUGUGGCAUGAUGAUUUGACUGGCGUCUCUGUACCUUUAUAUAACGGUGGAUUGCCAUGGGAGAGUGACUUCAAGCGCACUCAGAAUACCGCAAAGAUUGUGAAAGUUCUGAGUCCAGUUGAGGCAGCACCCAUUGUUUACGGAAUUGGGCUGAACUAUCGUCAUCACGCAGAAGAGGCAAAGGUUCGGUACUUGAUUCUGAACAAAUCAACGCUGAAUUUGGGCUACACCGUAGGUAACGAUGUGUCAUCGCGAUACUGGCAAGAUCCCGUCCGAGCGGGCGGGCAACACGGAUAUGCCAAAGCAUUUGACAAAUUUUCACCGAUUGGCCCAGUACUCGUCUCGACGUCACAGAUCCUCAAUCCAAGUAAACUCACUCUGAAAACCACAGUCAAUGGCGAGCAACGACAGCUCACCAAAACCGACGAUCUGAUAUUCGACAUUCCUGCUAUUGUCAGACAUUUGACCCGAGGAAGGACAGUCAGCCCCGGUACUGUGGUUAUGACCGGGACUCCAAGUGGCGUUGCAGCGUCCAUGAACCCCCCAGCCUGGCUCAAGGACGGCGACGUUGUCAAGGUGGAAGUUUCUGAGAUAGGAAGAUCCGUAACAGAAUUGUUUACGUCUAGUGUUCAUGAAAGGGGGGUUGUGAUCUUGAUGGCAUGGCGAAAACGUUGGGCACAAGACGUUUAG